GGAAGCUCCGCCCACGGGCCUUUAUGCGCAUGCUCUUCCGUCUCCUGGCGAGAGGGUGGUAGGGAGCUUUCAGGUGUUGUCAUGGAGGACGCCAAGAGGCUGGGGCAGGCGGAGGAGGUCCCCGAAAACCAAAGAGUUCAGCCGGCGACAGGUCGGGGAGGUGUCGCAGGAGCCCUGGUGGAGCGCACCGCGACCCCUGGCGGCCUGGCCCUGGUGAGCCCCUACCACACCCACCGGGUCGGGGACCCCUUAGACCUCGUGGCGCUCGCAGAGCAGGUGCAGAAGGCUGAUGAAUUCAUCCGAGCAAAUGCCACCAACAAACUGACCGUCAUAGCUGAACAAAUCCAACAUUUACAAGAACAAGCCAGGAAGAUACUGGAAGACGCUCACAGAGACGCUGACUUACACCACGUAGCUUGUAAUAUAGUAAAAAAACCUGGCAACAUUUACUACCUUUAUAAACGGGACAGUGGUCAGCAGUAUUUUUCUAUUAUUUCUCCAAAGGAAUGGGGGACGGGUUGUCCACAUGACUUCCUUGGUGCCUACAAGCUACAGCAUGACUUGUCCUGGACUCCGUAUGAGGACAUUGAGAAACACGACGCCAAAAUCAACACAGUGAACAAGUUGCUAAGCCAGUCAGCAGCUCUGCCUCGAAGCACUGAACCCACCUUCCAGGGACUGACUGAGAGUGGACACUCAUAAACAGCUCUCACGGCAAGGUGCUGUCACCUCCUUGUUGCCGCUCUCCGCCUUGAUGGGAGGUAGCAUGCGAAUUAAGGUGUUGUGGGUGAAUCAUGAACUUGUUGAGUAGAGACCCUUUGUGGGGCGCCUGGGGGGCUCAGUUGGUUAAGCAUUUAAGUGUCUGCCUUUGGCUCAGGUCAUGAUCCUGGGGUCCUGGGAUCGAGCAGGGAGUCUGCUUCUCCCUCUGCCUCUCCCCCAUUUCACGUGUGCACUCAGUCGGUCUUGUGCACGUGCUCUCUCUCUCACCUCUCCUCUCUCAAAUAAAAUUAAAAAAAGAAAAGAGA
Lutra lutra (Eurasian river otter) is the source of this 1025-nucleotide messenger RNA. It is a transcript of the gene C4H1orf50, whose product is annotated as chromosome 4 C1orf50 homolog. The coding region runs from base 82 to 702 and encodes 206 amino acids. The transcript has 5 exons. The record is from RefSeq and is a predicted model, not a curated record. NCBI's taxonomy places the organism in Eukaryota, Metazoa, Chordata, Mammalia, Carnivora, Mustelidae.